Messenger RNA from Neltuma alba, 2427 nucleotides. Its product is annotated as something about silencing protein 10. Gene Ontology annotation, cellular component: small-subunit processome; nucleolus. The transcript has 17 exons. Gene Ontology annotation, biological process: maturation of SSU-rRNA from tricistronic rRNA transcript (SSU-rRNA, 5.8S rRNA, LSU-rRNA). Bases 198 to 2147 code for a protein of 649 amino acids. NCBI's taxonomy places the organism in Eukaryota, Viridiplantae, Streptophyta, Magnoliopsida, Fabales, Fabaceae. The record is from RefSeq and is a predicted model, not a curated record.
UGAGCUGAGCUUCCGUUCUCCGUCGAAUUCAGCAGCAUACAGCCUCCACUGCGGUCUUGAACUCUCAAGCCUUAACGGCACCACUGUCAACUGUGGAGCUGCCUCCAGCCGCCGCCGACACCGUCUUCGGACUCUGUCGACUUCAGCUUCAUCCUUAGUAAGAUUGUGAUAUAUUAGAUUUAAUUUAGUGAUUAGGUAUGGGAAAGAAAGGAAGAAGCCGCCAGAAAAAUGAGAAGAGGAACGGCAAGACAAGUUCCCAAUAUGAUGAUGCACUUAACGAUGACAUGCACGACGAAAUUGAUGCCUUUCAUAAGCAGAGCGAUAUUAUCCCUCUUGACAUACAUGGCGAUGUUGGAGAGUCAGACGAGGAUGAAGAAGUGCCCGUUUUUGAUUUGAAGGGUUCUGAUGAUGAUGAGGAUGAAUUUGAUGACGACGACUUCAGUGAUGAUGUUAAUGACGACAUGACUAGGAAAAUAAUCAGGCAAAGGAAAUAUUUACGUGCAAAAUUUGGUGGUGAGGAUGAAAUGCAUGAUGAUGAUAAUGAAGAGGAGGAUGAUGAUGAACCCAUACUAGUUGGAAAGCAUUCCCGACAUGGAGCUGAUAAUCGUCAUUUUGAGCUUCAAUCAAGUGAUGAUGAGGCCCUAAAAGAAGAGGAAGAGUUGGCAAACCAGUUGCAGAGAGAGAGGGCAAAAUUUUAUACUGAGGAAGACUAUGAUCUCGUGGGUUUGAAGGAAUCAUCUUUUAAAGGAAGGGACUCAACGGAAUCCCUGAUGCUUGAGGAUACAGAUAAAACUUACAAGGUUGAAGAUUUGAAUGCUUUAUCAAAAGAUGAACAAAUGGAGACAUUGAAUAGGUCUUAUCCAGAAUUAGUCUUUUGGUUGUCAGAACUAAAUGACGCACAUGAUCAGCUUGAAUGCAAAAUAAACCCAUUGUUAAGCAAGGUUAAAGAUGGCAAAAUUGCUACGGAAGGAGUUGGUUAUUUUGAGUUGAAGAAAGCUCUGCUGUUACUCUACUGCCAAGCUAUAACUUUCUAUCUUCUCCUCAAAUCUGAAGGAAAGCCAGUGCAUGACCAUCCUGUUAUGGCUCGCCUAGAAGAGAUAAAGAAAUUAUUGGAUCGGGUGCAAAAACUGGAUGCAAAACUUCCGGUCAAAGUUGAUGAUGUUGUUGAAGAAAAUCAUGGGUUGAAAAUGGUAUUAAAUUCGGGUGAUAUAAAUGCUUCAAUGGCUGAUUCCUUUGUGGAAAACCAUGACCUGCCUCAUGCCUCUGAUGUAUCACUAAAAGAAACAGUGUCUCUCGAGGUAGUCGAGAUGCAAAAUGUGGAUUCCUCUAAGGAUAAUGUGAAUGAAGAAAGAAAACAGAGACAUGAGCUUAAGAAGGAUCGCAUUGGUGUGCAGAGUUCUGAAAUGUUAAAGAUCAGAGCAUCCCUUGAGGAAAAGUUGAAACAGAAGGGUUUCCACAGUUCCAUUGCUCCAAAGACUACUAGUGCCCGAAAACGUUCCAGAUCAUUAAAUGGGCUCGACACUUGUGAUGAUUUUGAUGAUGACAAUGUGAAUGCCGAUAGAGUAGCUACAUUGGUUAAUGGUCUUGGUUCUGGUAGAAUUGCUCAGCUUGCUCAUCAGAAGAAAGUUAGGGUGGUUUCUGGUGAUGAUGAUUUACCUAAGAGAGAUGACAUUGGGGAAAGGAGGAGGAAAUUUGAACUUAGGGCAAUGUCUGGUGCUGGUUUGAAAUCUGAGGAUGUUGAUGAAGAAAUAGGUGAUCCUGGAUUUUCUGAUCAGGAGGAUGAGACAAGUGAAGACUCAGAAAAUGACUUGUAUGAACAAAUAAAGCAACAGCGGGCUGAAAGAUUGGCUGCUAAAGCUAAGAUUUACUCCAGGAACUCUGAAGUCCCGUAUUUGCCAGGGCCAGAUACAUUAGAUAAAAAUGGAAGACGGCCGAUUUCUUACGAGAUGGAGAAGAACAGGGGGUUGACUCGAUAUCGUAAGAAGCUGACUAAGAAUCCAAGAAAGAAGUACAAGGAAAAGCACAAGAAAGCUCUUAAGAGACGCAGUGGGCAGGUUCGCAGUGUCAAAAAGCCGACGGGGUCCUAUGGUGGAGAGUUCUCUGGAAUUAACCCAUCUGUCAGUCGAAGUGUCAGGAUCAAGAGUUAAUAUUUUUGUUGCAGUGAUCUUAGCGUCCUAAUAUUCUCAGGUUCCCAUCAAAUAUCUUAAAGCCCACCCAAUUCAUCAUUAUGGCUGGUGAGUGUGUAAUUGAGUGGUCUCGCAAAGUUUUGUUGAGAAUUAGGAAGUAAUAGGAGAGUGAGUAAUUUAUAUUUCUAUGAAAGUAAUUUAAGUUACUUUGAGAUGUAUGGUUGAAAUGGAGAGAAGCAUCAAAUUAUGAAGUCACUGUGUCUUGCGACAUUGAUUUAUUUUAUAGAUAAAUUUUGCUCAA